Molecule: messenger RNA, 443 nt
Organism: Acanthisitta chloris (rifleman)
Lineage: Eukaryota; Metazoa; Chordata; Aves; Passeriformes; Acanthisittidae
Product: spectrin alpha chain, non-erythrocytic 1-like
Exons: 3
Coding region: 54-395 (113 amino acids)
Biological process (GO): actin cytoskeleton organization
Cellular component (GO): cell junction; plasma membrane; cell projection
Molecular function (GO): actin filament binding
Source: RefSeq, a predicted model, not a curated record
GACUGCAGCGCUUUCUUGCCGACUUCCGAGACCUCACCAGCUGGGUGACUGAGAUGAAGGCUCUGAUAAAUGCUGAUGAACUUGCCAAUGAUGUGGCUGGAGCUGAAGCCCUUCUAGACAGACAUCAGGAACACAAGGGAGAAAUUGAUGCCCACGAAGACAGCUUCAAAUCUGCUGAUGAGUCUGGCCAGGCUUUGCUUGCUGCAGGGCACUAUGCUUCUGAUGAGCUUAAAGAAAAGCUGACAGUCCUCUCAGGUGAAAGAUCUGCCUUGCUGGAGCUGUGGGAGCUCCGCAGACAGCAGUACGAGCAGUGCAUGGACCUGCAGCUCUUCUACAGAGAUACAGAACAAGUUGACAACUGGAUGAGCAAACAGGAAGUGAGUCCAUGUCUCUGAACUCUGCAGAUAGGGUUGAUUUCAGUUUCUGGGUGGUCUUCUAUAGAA